GAAGCUACUGGACGGCCAAGGAAUUACACACAAGCUACUGUAUUCAUCUCGUAAACAAAGAGAGACAAAACAACAACAAGGGAUUGGGAUUUGUAACUUGUUGUCGCUUAUAAAGAGGUAUAAAAAGGCGGGUGCUGCAUCGACAAAGCUCCCGCACUCACAUCCAACACGGCUUCUUCUUCUACAGGGUAUCAGCAACCAUUUCGUCAUCGGACCAUAGCACUCCCCAAAUACCUCACUCUCCUCGCUGGUCUGGUCCUGCUCUUAUCCCUCAUUCCAAUCAUCAAUUUUUCUACAUCUCAAGUAAACAUGUCGGGAGACGGCUAUCGUUCAGUCGCCUAUUUCGUCAACUGGGCCAUCUAUGCUAGAAAGCAUCGCCCUCAAGAUCUCCCCGUUGACAAACUCACUCAUAUCCUCUAUGCCUUUGCCAAUGUCCGCCAAGAUAGCGGGGAAGUACACAUGACGGAUGGCUGGGCAGACACGGACAUUCAUUGGGAGGGCGACUCGUGGAACGACACAGGAAAUAACAUGUAUGGGUGCCUCAAGCAGCUGAAUCUUCUCAAAAAGCGUAAUCGCAACCUCAAGGUUUUGCUGUCCAUUGGCGGCUGGACAUACAGCGGCAACUUCAAGGGCCCGGCCAGCACUCAGCAGGGCCGUGAGACAUUCGCCAAAUCCAGUCUCGAGCUGCUCAAAAACUUGGGUUUCGACGGACUCGAUAUCGAUUGGGAGUAUCCUCAGAAUGCAGACGAGGCCAGGAAUUUCGUCGAGCUUCUCGCCACCGUGCGCAGAGAGCUGGAUGCCUACUCUGCCACUCUUCCAACCUACAGCCACUUCGAACUGACUGUUGCUUGUCCCGCCGGAGCUACGCACUUCCAGAAACUUGAUGUUCCCGGCAUGGACCAGUAUCUUGAUUUCUGGAACCUGAUGGCUUACGACUACGCUGGGUCUUGGGACCAGACGAGCGGCCAUCAGGCGAACCUUCAUCCAUCAUCUGACAACCCUACUUCUACUCCCUUUUCUACUGAUGCAGCCAUCGACUUCUAUACCAGGAGUGGUGUGGCACCCAGCAAGAUUGUGCUCGGAAUGCCCAUCUAUGGCCGUGCAUUUGAAAAUACCGAUGGCCCUGGCAGGCCUUACAAUGGUAUCGGCGAGGGGUCGUGGGAGAAUGGCAUCUUCGACUACAAGGUUCUCCCUCACCCAGGCUCUCAAGAAAUUUGGGAUCGAGCAACUGGCGCCAGCUACAGCUAUAACCCACAAACAAGGAAGCUUGUCUCCUACGACACCCCUCAUGCUAGCAGAGCCAAGGCUGGGUAUAUCAAGGAGUGGGGUCUUGGAGGUGGCAUGUGGUGGGAGAGCAGCGGAGACAAGGAGGGCCCUGACAGCUUGAUCGGUAUUGUGGUGAAUGAGUUUGGAGGUCCUGGGGCGUUGCAGAGGAAGGAUAACUGCAUCGACUAUCCGCAGUCGAAAUAUGACAAUCUGAAGAAUGGAUUCCCAAACAACUAAGGGGUUGGGGGAGAGACAAGGGGACAAAAUGCACAUUCAAGCAGGUAGAACGAACGAGAACAUGAUAUGACACUGACAUACAAAUGAAUCAGCAUAAAUAGAAGAUGAAUAAUUAAAAAAAGAAUGAUUUGAAAGUGAUUAUUGACGCAUCUCACUUUGAUAUCAGCUGGAC
Trichoderma harzianum CBS 226.95 is the source of this 1675-nucleotide messenger RNA. Its product is annotated as glycoside hydrolase family 18 protein. Gene Ontology annotation, cellular component: extracellular region. The record is from RefSeq and is a predicted model, not a curated record. The transcript has 3 exons. Gene Ontology annotation, biological process: chitin catabolic process; carbohydrate metabolic process. Lineage: Eukaryota; Fungi; Ascomycota; Sordariomycetes; Hypocreales; Hypocreaceae. Bases 310 to 1503 code for a protein of 397 amino acids. Gene Ontology annotation, molecular function: chitinase activity; chitin binding.